GAGAGAAAGAAACUAUGCAAAGAGGGGGGGUGGAAAACAUUUUGAAAGGGAGGAAGAGGUAAGAAAAUGAUCUUUGAUUCAACGACACAUUUUCCCGGGAAGAGACAAGAGUGGAAGCUACAGAGGAAGACGGUGAGAUCAGCACAGUGAUUUUUGGGCCUCAGACACAGUUUGUGUGUUGAUUCACCAGCGGGGCACAGAAUGGCACCAUUCCCGUUCUGCAAAACGCCCACAGGUGCGGCUCCAUCCAGAAGUAGGACCUGCCAGAGUAACAAGAAUAAAACUGUUCCUGUACUUCUUUAUCCUGAUUCUCAUCAUAUAUUAUCUCCAUGGUCGAAAGUCUACUGUCAGGAUGGAACCACUUCAUCCAAUCAUUCAUGGAUAUGAGAGUGGGGAAGGAAUAACAGAUGUUGCAGCUGCUCAGGCUUUUGGACAGAAAUUCCCUCUUGAGACACCAUGGGGUGCUCCUUUAGUGUGGGGUGACACCAGCAACUCAGCUUGGCGUAGAGCUAAAUUUGCACAAGAAGGAAUCCAUACAGGUCUCGUGGUACUUGUCAUUGGAACCUAUGCCCAGUUCCUGAGACGUUUUCUGUCCUCUGCUGAAAUGUACUUUCUUCCUGGUCGAAAGGUCACUUACUACAUUCUCACAGACAAUCCUCAUUCUGUGGAGCCUCACAUUGCAUUGGGGCAUGAACGAAAGCUGAAGGUGGUUCCUGUUGCAGAGUUGCCUGGGUGGGACAGGUUGGCCCACCGCCGCAUGGCUCUGCUCGCCGAUGCCAUCAGAAAUCCUAUCCACAGGGAAGUUGAAUACAUCUUCUGUGCUGAUAUUGAUCAGGAGUUUGUGGCCCCUGUAGGAGAAGAAAUUCUGUGUGAUCUGGUGGCCACACUGCACCCAGAGCUGUAUGGAAUGCCACGGAAGGCAUACCCUUAUGAAAUUGAAGAAGUCUCAUCAGCCUUUGUGGGUGAAGAUGAAGGAGACUACUAUUAUACCUCAGAGUUAUAUGGAGGUUCAGUCACAAAAAUGUACAGCUUGACUCGUGCUUGCUCUUUGCUCAUUCUACAAGACCAAGCCAAUGGGGUAGUAGCCAGGGGCCUCGAAGAGAGCUACCUCAACCAUUACCUGAUCGAUCACAGGCCAACCUGUGUGUUGUCACCAGAGUACAGCUGGUGGGACUCGGCUCUGACUGCUGACGUACCUGUACAGAGGUUAAUCUCAUUGGGGAGGCAAUGUGGGGCCCUGGAUGAGAAGAAACGAGAACAACGCAAGUGUUAAAGAAAGGAAUAAUUCUCUCUAGCAGCACUGUUUCCUACAAGAAGGGCAUUGGCGCCAAUUUAUUUUGAAGAUGGCUUCUGUUUAAACAUUAUGAAUAAGACAAGAAACAGAAGAAAAAGACGUAGAAAAACAUGUUUAUAUUAAAGCAACUGCUCAAAGAAGAAA
Thalassophryne amazonica is the source of this 1438-nucleotide messenger RNA. RefSeq names its product globoside alpha-1,3-N-acetylgalactosaminyltransferase 1-like. The record is from RefSeq and is a predicted model, not a curated record. The transcript has 4 exons. Gene Ontology annotation, biological process: carbohydrate metabolic process. NCBI's taxonomy places the organism in Eukaryota, Metazoa, Chordata, Actinopteri, Batrachoidiformes, Batrachoididae. Gene Ontology annotation, cellular component: vesicle; membrane; Golgi apparatus. Bases 353 to 1273 code for a protein of 306 amino acids. Gene Ontology annotation, molecular function: hexosyltransferase activity.